This is a messenger RNA of Epinephelus fuscoguttatus (brown-marbled grouper), 2069 nucleotides long. RefSeq names its product BPI fold containing family C, like (gene bpifcl). The record is from RefSeq and is a predicted model, not a curated record. Gene Ontology annotation, molecular function: lipid binding. Bases 169 to 1602 code for a protein of 477 amino acids. NCBI's taxonomy places the organism in Eukaryota, Metazoa, Chordata, Actinopteri, Perciformes, Serranidae. The transcript is spliced from 16 exons.
CACACCACGCCUGCCUGAGGCUAUAGUCAGAUGUCACUUAGUUUCACUUCUCAGUAAAAGAAAGCAAUGCUACAGUAGGGGGAUCAACGGCAGAGAGAGUGUGAAGACGCUUGUUCAGAAACUACACAAACAAACUUCAUCCUGCAGUAAUUCAGGGGACCCAGGAAAAUGCUUCCACCCGUGUUAGUUGUGCUCACGCUCAUCUCUUUAACCUGUGCACAAAAUCCUGCAAUACAAGUCAUCCUGACUAACAAAGGACUCCAGUACGGAAAACAUGUAGGUGCAGGAUGGAUUCAGGAGAAGUUGGACGUUGUCAGUCUCCCUGACAUCAGCGGGGAAUUCAGCAUUGGCAUCCUUGGCAGCGUAGACUACACACUGACAGGCACCACCAUAACAAAGUGUGACUUUCCGGAGCCAUCUGUUCAGUUCUAUCAGAACACCACAGGAUUCAAGACGUCCAUCCCAGGCCUCAGUGUUGCACUUAGCGGCAGUUGGAUGACACACUAUGGCAUAAUACACGAUGGAGGAUCAUUCGACAUGGCUAUAUUUAAUAUGGAUGUGACCUCUGUGGUGGAACUGGGCAAAGACCCUGACGGCCAUCUGUCUGUCACCAGUGUUAGCUGUGAUGCUCAGGUUGGAGAUGUGAACAUACAGUUUCACGGUGGAGCCAGUUGGCUCUUCCAGCCUUUAGUGGAGCAUUUCAAGGGGCGUAUCAAGUAUAAAAUACAGGGCAACAUCUGCCCUUGGGUGGAGGAAUAUAUUUCAACCUUGGAGUACCAUCUACAGGCCAUGAGAGUUUCCUUUGAUGUGGAUGACAUCUUUGCUUUUGACCUUCCUCUCACUGGCACACCCAUCAUUGAUGCUGCAAGUAUGAAUCUCGGUCUUAAGGGAGAGUUCUACAACAUCAGAACUCAUGCAGAGCCUCCAUUUAAGGCCCAGCCUUUCACUGUGCCUCAGCCGCCAGGCUACAUGUUGUCAGUGGGCCUGUCUGACUUCACUCUGAACUCUGCCUCAUAUGGACUCUACUCAGCUGGACUCCUUCAGGCCCUCAUCAAUGACAGCAUGAUACCUCCAUACAUCCCCUUGCACCUAAAUACCAGCGCAAUGGGGCCUUUCAUUCCUGAGCUUCCCAAAAUGUUUCCAGGUCUGCUGAUGAAUCUGCAGAUUUAUGCCAGAGAGAUGCCGCUGUUUUCCUUCCAGCCUGGUGUUGUUAAACUGGGCUUUCAGGCUGCUCUUAAGGCUUCUGCCAUCCAGCCAAAUGGUACCCAGAUCCCACUGUUCAAACUCAAUGCUGACUUUACAUUCAGCGGUAAAGUGUUCAUUGCUGAUGGAAUACUGAAGGGCUCCAUGGCACAGGACAAUUUCACACUGACGCUGGUGUCGAGUGAAGUGGGAACCGUUAAGAUCGAUUCCUUGGAAGAGUUGACGAUGAUGGGAAUGAAGGUAGUCUUGGCAAAAGUGAACGUGGAACUUGGCAAAGGUGUUGUUUUACCCAGAACGAGACACGCAGAGCUGGUCAACACAGUUCUGGAGAUGGAAGAGGGCUUUAUAGCCAUCUCCUCAGAUGCUCAGGUGUCGCUAACAGACAGAAGCUUCAACUGACAGGCAAACAUGGAUGCUCUCAUCUCAGUUCAGAUUCUUCAGCUUUAAACCAGUAAACAAACUGGAUUUGUCUACAUCUGACAGCACAUGACAAAGGCACUACUGUGUGUUUAAGAGGUACAACUACAUCUGUCUGGACUCUGGACUGUAAAUGAUUAACACCCCUUGCUACAGUACACAAUCAAAAUGUACACAUAUACAGCCUUCAUUUCAAAUCAAUGUUGAGCCUUCGGUUUAUCUUUGUAAAUACUUAUAAAGUGGUGCUCAGCCUGAAAUUGGAUCUUUUUUACACAAUAACUUUGUUACUCAUUUUUGAUACUGCACUCUGACUGAUUCAUUGAUAGAAAAAAAAGGGAUUGAAAAUCAUAUUGUCAUGAGAACUUUUUUUUUUUUUUUACAUUUUAUAUACAUAUUUUUCCACUAAUAAAGAAAAAAGGGAGUGAUUUGAUUUCAAAGUCACUAUGUUA